GAAAGGGGUUUUUUUUUUUUUUUUUUUGGUUUUUUUUUUAUGAGAUCACAUUUCAGGCUAUUGAGGCAAGACGUCAGCGAAUGUCUGCAUGUGAGGAACCCUCAGAUGGGGUGUUGAUCAAAUUUAAAUAUCCAAAUGGACACACCAAUAUGAGGAAAUUCCGUUUGUCAGAGCCAAUCCAGAUCUUGUUUGACUUUGUGGGACAAGAUGAUAUUGCCAGUGAAAUCUUUGUGGUGCAAGAAGCUGCAUCAUCAAGAUCAGUUGAGAGUAGUUCCUCCGGGUCAAUAAUGGAUCAUGGCAUUAAAGCAUCCUCAACUCUAUAUGUGCUUUGGUUUUCAAAUAAGGAUGUACAGGUAAAUGUGUUGCAUUUUUAUUUCCUGACUCGAAUGAAAACUGAAUGUGUUUUGAUUUGUGCAAGCUCAUGUAUUAUGCAUGUUUGUCUUCAGGAAAUUCUCUCAGAUCAACAAAAUGGAGCUUAUGCCCUACACCAUACAUCUCACGGUCAGUCAUCACUGUCUGAGACCUCCACCCAGCCAAGUCUCUCUGAGCCCCCCACCCGCCCUCUGCUGCCUGAGCCCUCCACCCGCCCUCUGCUGCCUGAGCCCUCCACCCAGCCACCGCUCACUCUGUUCUCACAACCACAAGAAAUCCUGACUCUUUAUGAUGAACCAUCACUCUCUCCUUCAUCUGUCCAAGAACCAAUCAUUAUUCUUGAUGAACAAGAUGAGUCGGUUUCACAGAAUCAGCCUCCUGUAUCAACACAUCACCUCGGAGGACCUGUGGAUGAGAUUGAUCUACAGACCAUAUUGAAAAAAAUGGUCAGCAAAGUUGAUGGGAGAUUCUGUCCAACAAGCAACCAAAUAAAUGUGUGCAGGGAUAAUGUUUUACUUUGUAGCCUGCGGGCAUUCAAGCGUAGGUUCUUCAACCCUGAAGCAAAAUUGGAUGUUGUUUUUGUGGAUGAAGAUGACAAUGGUGAAGGGGCAGUUGAUGAAGGCGGCCCGACAAGAGAGUACCUAAGGCUGUUGAUGAGGGCCGUCCACCAGUCAAAUAUCUUUGAGGGACACGAGAAAGACCGGCAGUUGUCUCUUGAUACUCAAGCUUUGCAGACUAAACUGUACAUGUGGGUGGCAAAAAUGAUUGCUGUGUGUGUGGUCCAUGGAGGAGUCGGUCCACAUUUCUUUUCCGAAAGACUUUUCAAUCAAAUCUGUGGGAUACCAACACCACCGGCCAUGGUGGAUGAAGUUUGUGACCAUGCUUUCAGGGAACAGUUAAUAAAAAUACAGGAAGCAACAACAGUCCGAGAGGCGAACAGCGCAAUUGCAGAGGCAGCAGAUAGUCUCAGCAUUAUAGGUGCCUUAAGACAUGUGUCCAGCCUGGAGGAGAAGGACUCCCUUGUCCAGUCAGCUGCAGACUUCUUCGUCAAUGGAAGAUUGGCGACUGCCCUGGACCAGUUUGUUGAGGGGUUAAAAACACUUGGUUUACUGGAGGAGCUGAGGAAGAAUCCGGCAGUGUUCUACAACAUGUUUGUCAGUGAGGAGAUUCCACUGCAGGCGAAGGACCUAUGCACUUUAUUUGAUGUGGACUUCUCUGUGCAAGGCAGCAACAGGAGAGACCGAGAAAACAUGACAAUAUGCUUUUGGCGUGACUGGUUAAUUGAUAUUGAAGAAGGAGAAUGCAGUCCAGUCACCCUAGAGAAGGUAUUGGAGUUUACAUCUGGUGCUUCAACAGUGCCUCCACUGGGAUUUCCACACCGUCCACAAAUUCAGUUCCUUCAUGAGGGCAACAGAAUCUUCCCAGAAGCAAAUACUUGUAUUCUUGUACUCCGCCUGCCACUGCACUCUUCCUAUGAAGCCUUCAAACAACACAUGAUUGAGGGAAUUUUGCAAGCUCCAACCUUUGGACUUGCAUGAUGUCACUGUGUGUAAAACGUAUUAAUGGAAAUUCAGUUUUCACUUGAGCUGUGUUUCUGCUUGAAAGUUAUUGAACAGAAUGCUGUUGAAGCAACUCACUUCAACAAAAAAUUUAGGUGCAGUAAUCCUGUUCAUUUUGCAUGAGUAACAGUUCGAUUCAGUUGAUGGCGGUUAUUCAAUAUUGAGCUUUUUGAGCUAGCUCAAACUUGUGUAGUUUUUUUUAUUAUUAUUAUUUAAGUUAUGUUUAUAUAUCUUAUUUGUUUUGAAAAUGUAUUUUUUUUACCUGGCAUUAGCUCCAUCAGCUGCACUGCCCAUACCACCUUAUUUUAACAGAAAAUAAAACUUAAAGAGGUUUAAACUUAAUGUCUUUCAGUCCUGGAUAAUAGAUGCAGCCAAUUAACUUUUGUCUCUGGGCUUGGAAUUGGACUAUACCUGUGUUUGCAAAAUACUGAUAAUAGCAGUACAGCAAGCCUGAUAUUUUAACUUUAGAUCAGAAAGGUGUUGGAUUGCAUUGUGUACAGAUGUCUGUUGUUGCUGAGUGAGGAUGAGUUGAGGUGGCUCUACAUUAACAGCUGGGAACUCUUCCUCAUCAAGUGUAGGCAGUGUUUGAAUUCCAUACUGUGCUAGGAUGGCAUCAAUGUUUUGGUCGCUGUAGGGAUUUUCCCCAAAGACAUUGUUGACAGCUGUGCUGUCUGUUGCAAUGUUUUUGAGCAUACCCUCUGUCCAGGGUUGAGAUGGUGUGUGAUUAUUGUACUGAUACUGACUAUAGUAACAGUUAACCAAGAGAGGGCGCCAUUUAGCUACAUUGCAUUAUGUUGUUUGUUAACAGAUGUGAAGCAAUAAAGCACUCUUGAGAAUGGCA
Molecule: messenger RNA, 2772 nt
Organism: Carassius auratus (goldfish)
Lineage: Eukaryota; Metazoa; Chordata; Actinopteri; Cypriniformes; Cyprinidae
Product: G2/M phase-specific E3 ubiquitin-protein ligase
Exons: 7
Coding region: 81-1910 (609 amino acids)
Biological process (GO): Golgi organization; protein polyubiquitination; membrane fusion
Cellular component (GO): cytoplasm; nucleus; Golgi membrane
Molecular function (GO): protein binding; ubiquitin protein ligase activity
Source: RefSeq, a predicted model, not a curated record